AUGGCCCAUCAACCCGGCAGUUCUACAAAGAAGCGGCGCCGAGUCCUUCCGACAGCUGUGGUGUUAUGCGUCGGUGUGGCUUUCGCGGUGUUCCGCGCAGGCGAGGCCUUUGCCGGGACUUUUUCGAAGUGGGCUGGCCUCCAGGGCCUGCAACUUCGGAACUUUCCGAACUACGGGGGCAUGCGGGGUCACGCCACGCUCAGGCUGGCACAGGAGUCGGAAGUGCAAGAGAUCAGAUGGCUUGAUCCUCUUGAUGAAAAAGCCGAAGAGAUUACGCCGGCAGAAGAUGCGACAGUUCUGCCAGUCUUUCCCCUUGGCGGACCUUUCAUGCCCUACACAAAGCAGUCCCUUCAAAUCUUCGAGCCUCGAUACCGGCAGCUCUAUGACAACAUCUUGCUGUCCGGAUCGCGACGUUUCGUGGUCACUCCCGUGGACCCACGAUCCGAGGAUUCCCUUCGCCUCGCCGAAGUGGGAGUGGUCUUCUACUUGGAUGACCUCAAGGACCUGUCGGAGCAAACCCAAGACAGGGUGAAGUACGUGUGUGAGCACAGCGUCAUCGGCCGGGUGAAGUUGAAGCGCGUCCUGAACCCGGCGGACUGGUUCUCGCGCUCCACGUACCUCCGAGCUGAGACCGACCCAGUUGAAGACACAGACACCGAUGUGGAGUCCUCACUGCUGGAACAGGAGGUGAUGCAGCUGAUGAGAGACUUGGUCCCUUUGUAUGGGGAGCUCGGUCAGCCGACCUACGACGUGAGCCUCCUGGAGCGCAGGAAUUCCAGCAGGGCAGAGGAGGGUGGGCUGUGGAGCCUGGGGGAGGUUUGGGUGCAACUCCUUGGGGCGCAGCUACAGACGAAAAGGAAGCUUUUCGAAGGUAGGCUGCAGGACAUUCUUCGCUCCUAUGCAAAAUCGGGUCAGACUGAACUUCGCAUAACAGAUUUGCCUCCUGAGGCCUUAGCAGACAUCAAAAGGCUGGAGCAGGAAUUCCAAGCCAUGGGUAACAAGAUGGUGAUGCAGCAACUCGAAUUCGGCCAGUUGCUGAUACAGACAGAUUCCCACAGAGGACGCCUUGAGCAAUUCAAGGGUGCCCUCGAUGAGGAGUACCGCAAGCUCAUAGCACAAAAGUCGUUGAAGUCCCUUGGCAUCUCACCCAUCCAAGAGGUAGGCGGGGAGCUCACGACGGAACUGAGAAAAAAAGGUCGCUCACCUGCUUCUUUUGACUCCUCGCAGCUGUGCAACGUCGCGUGCUUGCAGAAGCGACGUAUGCCGAAGGCCGUGGCCGUGAUGAGGUGGACGCGAGCCCGAGUCGACGCCAUGGAGCCACCAGUUCCCAUUUCAGAAAGGGAAGUCCCAGACGCCACGGCGCUGAGCCCUUCCAAGCGGGCCGGCUACGGAGGCCAGUUUGGCGCCGGUGGCGGCUACGCCACGGGCUACAGCCCCACCCCAUCGAAGACUUUGCAAGGCAUGGGCUACGAUGAACCAGUGGACCUGACCGGUGACGGUGACGGAGGACUGCAUUCUUGCUUCCUUGAAGUUGCAAGAUUGCACCAUAUUGCACCGGUCUUUCCGGAAGUCCUGAUUCCGGCGAAGCAUGCUUUGGCACAUUGA
This is a messenger RNA of Symbiodinium sp. CCMP2456, 1605 nucleotides long. Lineage: Eukaryota; Dinophyceae; Suessiales; Symbiodiniaceae. The record is from the annotation of a GenBank genome assembly.